Molecule: messenger RNA, 1836 nt
Organism: Spodoptera frugiperda (fall armyworm)
Lineage: Eukaryota; Metazoa; Arthropoda; Insecta; Lepidoptera; Noctuidae
Product: zinc finger protein 62 homolog
Exons: 8
Coding region: 252-1289 (345 amino acids)
Biological process (GO): regulation of transcription by RNA polymerase II
Cellular component (GO): nucleus
Molecular function (GO): zinc ion binding; RNA polymerase II transcription regulatory region sequence-specific DNA binding; DNA-binding transcription factor activity, RNA polymerase II-specific
Source: RefSeq, a predicted model, not a curated record
UGACAGUUAAUCCAAACAGCUAAGCAGAUUAUUUUGAUUUCAGAGAGAAAUAGAAAAUCUGUAUUUUUUUGUAUGCAUGUUGUCUGAUGUUGUACAAAUAUCGCCUUUUAUUGUCACACUACUAUUUACUAUCUAUCUUAAAAGAUUUAAAUCAGAUCAAGAUCAAGAGAACCUUUAAUAAUCGAUUUGUUGACUUGUCUGUUUGUUCAUAAAUAUAAGAAAGAAUAUUGUAAAAUAUUAAAGCAACCAACAUGACCUCUAGUUUAUUAGUUCAAAAACUGAUGUCAGUAAAACUAAAUACGGGCGAAUUCGAAAAAAUAAAAUGGCUUAGAGCCAAUAAUGAUGAGAAAACUUUUAAAACAGUAUCAUCACUAAGAAAGUUAUUACAAAAUCCAAGGUACAGAAAAACAUGCAGGCUGUGCCUCAAACCGGGCAGCAAGAGGAUGUUUGGCAGCAAUGAUUUUGAUAUAGCUGUUGUAAUCAAACAACUGUUGCAGAUACAGGUAACUGAGGAUGAUAAUAAACCGCAGUACAUUUGCAAGGCAUGUGAAGUAGUACUGCGGAAUGCAGACCAGCUCAGGCAAACUGCUGAGGUCACCCAGUGGAGACUGCAACAGGAACUUGAACUAAUGACAAGUAUGGAAUCAGAUUCCGAAGAGAAAGAAAAGAAGCCCCAUGGAGGCUACUUUGUGAAAAAAGGCGCGACUGUCGUACGGGAAUGGACUUGUGCAAAAUGUCGACAAAUAUUUGAUAGCCAGAAAAUGUUCACGGAACAUGGAAAACUGCCGUGUUCUCGCGGCGAUAAGAGUUUCGUGUGUGAAACGUGUGGGCUGGAGCUGAAGUCCAUGACGAGAUUGAAGAGACACAUGCUCAUCCACACAGGAGAGCUGCUGUAUCCAUGUAUCCAGUGCCCAUACCGGGCUCGUACUAAGUACGCGCUGAUGGUUCACGAGCGAGCCCACAGCGGCGAGCGGCCCCUGACCUGUCCACACUGCCCGGCCACCUUCCUCAACUCUUCAAAUCUCGCCUCGCAUAAGAGGAGACACCUACCGCCAGCCUAUCACUGCCACGUGUGUGUCAAGAGCUUUAGAUUUAAGGAGGCGCUGCAAAAUCAUUUAGCUACACAACAUAGCACAGCUAAGCCCCAUGUCUGCAAUUCGUGUGGAAAAGCCUUUUCAACUAGAAAGAUGAUACGACGUCACGAACGUAGAGUCCACAAUAGACCGAAGUUGCGUUCUGGAAUCCUGCCUACAUACUUACGACAGCAGCAGCAGGAACAAAUGACUUAGAUAUUCAAGCUCCAAGAGACUAUCUCAGUAUUAGCAGAGUUCUAACAAAGUGUCUUAAUAAUUUGAACUUAUUAAAGCAAAGUGUAUGAUAAGUGAUGUUCAGAACAGCAACAAACAUGGGCAACAAAGAUUGUAGAUAUUUAUUUGUUUAACCCGUGGUAUGCCAGAGCACAGAUCUAUGCAAGACACAUGUUUUCUAUUGUAUCUCAUAUACUGACAGACCAGUAUAUGUUCAUGGAAAACUUAUCAAACAAACUUCAACUGAGUUUGUAUAUAAACUUCAACUUUUCAAGUCCUGGAAGCUAGAAUUGCUCAGAUUUAUAUUUGUAUUUAGCUACAACUUAUUGGUCAUAUUGUAAAAAUGUAUAUCAAUCAACCCCGGGUUGCCUAAAUUUUUCAAGUAUUUAAGUUAACUUUACUUUUGUAAAAUAUUUUUUUUUACCCUACGAUCUAUACAUUCUAUGAAUGAUCAAUAAAUCAAGAUUUUUAAACUAUGUAUCAUAAAAUAAUUAAAUUUUAAAGUACACUUAAUAAAUAUAGCUAUAAG